AAAGCUUGGCAUUUUAAGUUUUAAAAGCACGAUUUGGUUUUAAGGCAUGGGUCCUGUAAACAGCACAUGCCCAAUUUUGCUCACAUGAGCAAUUCCAUUGAAUUCCCUGGUACUAGUUGCAUAUGAAAAGCCAGGUCUGUAAUGUAUGUCUUUGUGGGGCCAGGACCUCUACUCUUCAUUUCUAAAUGAGAAAUUGUCUAUAAAACAUUCAUGGUCACAAAAGAUAAUCGUUUUAGAUUUGGAACCAAGUAAGUAUCUGUCUCUUAGUUUACUGCGUUUGUGUCAAAACACUUGCCCAGUACUAAACAUAAAAAUAUGACUUUCCUAUAAGUCAGCAGCAAAACUGCUGUUGUGUCAAUAGAUGGAUUUCUCCCUGAACUUAAUCCAGGAGAUGUGCAGCAGAAUAGGGAGCUCAGUGUUCUCCGAUGGAAUUCAUCCUGGACAGCAAAACAUCAUCUGGGCUGUUGGGAUUGUUGGGUCUUGGGACCAGAGCCCAUGAACAACUGCAUCAGCUCACCCCCUCUGUGAUAUAGGGGAAUCAUCGAUAGCUCUGAACUUUGGGUUGUCGGAUGCAGUGGAACAGGCGAUCCUUACGAUAAAUGGAUUUUUGCUGCCUUUGCAUUUGAAAUAUUGGCAAAACCCGUAGGUUUUCAGAUGCUGAAAAAAGUUGAAGUAGGAGCUGUGAUGCUCUAGUCUCCUGCCUUUGUAUAUUUCUUGAUCUUUGCCCAAAGAUAAUACAAAAUUAAUAGUAUGAAUGAUUGGUCCCACACAUGCCUGUUAUGGCUUUUAAUGUGCAUUGCUUUUUUGGAUGCCUGGUUCCCUCUUCACUUCCCUGUCUAUCUCUCUUGCUCCUCCCCCACAAUUUAGAGAAAAAAAGUUCUUUAAAUAGCAAGCUCUCUGCUUUUGUGAUGUACCGGGCAGCCUUCCUAGCAUGGCCUGGGUUACCACAAGAGCAAUCAUGAAACCUUGUUUACAGCUAUCAGGUUGGUCGUGAUUUCUUUGUGGGCAUUAUUUCACCACAUCUUCCCCCCCCCCCAUAUAUUGCUAUCCAGUCGUCUUGCAUGUUCCUGAUGCUUCACUUGUAAUAUUAAUGAGCCCUUACAGGGCAUACAGUGCUUUCUUUGUUCUUAUAGGAGCUGAUGGGGAGGGGGAGUGGGUGCUGCUGUGAUACAUGGAACAGAGCUGGUUUUACUUAGCCUGCAAACAUGCUGAAGAACUGGAACCAGCGAUGCAAAGGCAGGCAGCAAGCGUCGAGAGCUGCAGGCACCUUUUCCCCCAUCCCAGCACGCAUGCAAACAAGACCCCGUAUAGUUAAAGAUUUAAAGGCCUUUAUUUUAAUGGUGAAAUCGUGCGCAGGGGUCGGCGGCGGCACUGGGAUUGGUGGCGGCGGAUGGCGGCUCCAGGUGGCACGCGCUGACAGCUGGGUCACAUGAUGGCUGUCAGCGUUGCCUUUUCCACCCCUCUGCCUCCGCUCUCCCGGGCUCCAGCACAAGCAUCCCGUCGCUUCCAGGAAUGUGAAGGCUGGGGGUGCAGUCUGGAAGGAGGCCGUGUUGCUUUGCCCGACCCCCCCCCGCCCCUUCUUGUCCGAGCAGGCUGAAUUCCCGACGGUCGCGGCUUGUGGAGGUGCAGGACGGCAGCCACAGUUGCCAGGGGACUUGGGUCAUGAGACUCAACUCCGAUCGCGUUUGCUAGAGGAGGAUAGAUGGGACUGACAUGUACGCUCCGGUGGCUGCCAAAGCAGCACUUAGCUUCCUGAUGAAUUAGAUUGAUCUCCUCUGCAGCAAUACACUGGAAGAGACAAAGGAGCGGGGGAAGACGGGCGCUAUUUACUUGAGCAGAAAUCCUGGGCUGUGCAACAGAAUGGAGGGGCAGGAUUUGGGUUAUGAAACUCCAGGGCAGUGCAAAGGCAGCCUGGUGCAAACGCCUAUAUUGCGCUUCAGCGAACUGCUUUCUUUAAGGUGGUUUUUGUGAUCCUGUUGCUAGGAUUAAGCCUUUUGCAUUGCAGCAUGGAGAGUCUUUUGUUUGAGUUAAAUUCAGACCUCUUGAUAUGUCACCUGACAGUCUUGUGGUUUUGGAUGAAUAUGGCUCAUUGCUAUUAUUAACCUGAGUUGGCAGCCAGGCACAACAGGAGUUUAUAGGGAUUUUGAAAAGUGGAACUGCUCGGUGGACAAAGAUGCUUCCCAGCUGGCCUUUGCCGGAGUUUGACCCAAGUCAGAUCCGACUGAUUGUGUAUCAGGACUGUGAAAGAAGAGGACGGAAUGUCUUAUUUGACUCCAGUGCUAAAAGAAAAAUAGAGGAUGUUUCAGUGUCGAAACUCUGCAGUGAUGCUCAGGUGAGAGUUUUUGGGAAAUGUUGCCAACUGAAGCCCGGAGGAGACAGCUCUUCUUCCUUGGAUAGUUCAAUCAAUUCAUCCUCCUCGUUCUCUGAUCCAAAAGAACAAUGUCCAAAAUACCAGGGUUCUCGGUGCUCCUCAGAUGCUAACAUGCUUGGAGAGAUGAUGUUUGGCUCUGUGGCCAUGAGCUACAAGGGCUCCACAUUGAAAAUUCACCAGAUCCGCUCACCUCCUCAGCUCAUGCUCAGCAAGGUUUUCACAGCUCGCACUGGCAGCAGCAUCUACGGAAGUCUGAAUACGUUGCAGGACAGCCUUGAGUUCAUUAAUCAAGAUAGCAAUACAUUGAAGCCUGACCACAGUACAAUUAUGAAUGGACUUCUUGGGAAUAUAGGUCUUUCACAGCUUUGCAGCCCUAGGCGGGCAUUCUCAGAGCAAGGUCCGCUCCGCCUGAUCCGGAGCGCCUCUUUCUUUGCAGUUCACAGCAACCCUAUGGAUAUGCCUGGGAGGGAGCAGAAUGAGGACAGAGACAGCGGUAUAGCAAGAUCUGCAUCUCUUAGCAGUCUGCUCAUCACUCCGUUUCCAUCUCCGGGCUCUUCGUUUAACAAAAGCUGUGCUAGCAGUUACCAGCGGCGUUGGCGUCGCAGUCAGACUACCAGCUUGGAGAACGGGGUCUUCCCUCGAUGGUCCAUGGAUGAAAGCUUUAACUUGUCAGAUGACAGCUCUGGUCCUAGCCCAGGAAUUGUUAGGAAGAAGAAGAUAGCAAUUGGAGUUAUUUUUUCACUCUCAAGAGAUGAAGAUGAAAACAACAAAUUUAAUGAGUUCUUCUUCUCACACUUUCCUCUUUUUGAGAGUCACAUGAACAAACUGAAGAGUGCAAUAGAACAGGCUAUGAAAAUGAGUCGUAGAUCAGCUGAUGCCAGUCAGCGGAGUUUGGCAUAUAACAGAAUUGUUGAUGCCCUUAAUGAAUUCAGAACGACUAUUUGCAAUCUCUACACGAUGCCACGGAUCGGGGAGCCUGUCUGGCUUACUAUGAUGUCGGGGACACCAGAAAAGAACCAGCUUUGCCAUCGCUUCAUGAAGGAAUUCAUUUUCUUGAUGGAAAAUGCUUCUAAAAACCAGUUUUUACCCGCUUUACUGACUGCAGUCCUGACUAACCACUUGGCCUGGGUCCCUACCGUCAUGCCGAAUGGCCAGCCGCCUAUAAGAAUCUUCCUGGAGAAGCAUUCUUCCCAGAGUGUGGACAUGCUGGCCAAAACUCAUCCAUACAACCCACUGUGGGCGCAGCUCGGUGACCUGUAUGGGGCUAUUGGAUCACCUGUGAGAUUAGCGAAAACAGUUGUGGUUGGCAAAAGGCAUGACCUCGUACAGAGAUUGCUUUAUUUCCUUACUUACUUCAUCAGAUGCUCUGAACUUCAAGAGACGCAUCUUCUAGAAAACGGGGAAGAUGAAGCUAUUGUCAUGCCUGGAACUGUUAUAACUACCACACUGGAGAAAGGAGAAGUAGAGGAAUCUGAGUAUGUGCUUGUCACAAUGCACAAGAACAGGGGCAACUUGCUGCCAACGGAGUCUGAAGAAAUGAGAACUCCUAACUGUAGCUGUAAAUAUUGCAAAUGUCCGAUUUCCCUUGCACAAAACAUAGAAGGUGUUUCACAGCAAGAGAGAGAAGACGCACAAAACACUCCUAAGGUAGAGUUGGAAUCUUCUUCAGAUGAGAACAGAACUAUUGUUCCUGAUGAUUGCCAGGAAGAUGCUGUUGAUGUUAAGCAACCGAGACCCUGCUUGGACACACAGCUAGAGACCGUGGUGUGCACGGGGUCAGCUUCACCAGAAAAACGUGUAGUGAUGGAAUCUGGUUUGGAGCCAGCAGCAAACGUGUGGAGGAACGAAGACUCGCUGGAAUCGGGCAACCAGGCAGUCAGUGUAACAAGGUCACCCGGUAUUGCUGUGGAAAAGAAGCCGCCGGAUAAGCUCUUCUGCGAUGCGUUUCCUUGCAGUGCUGCUGAAGCUCAGACAAAGGUGACUUUCCUCAUUGGAGAUUCCAUGUCACCCGAUUCAGACAUUGAACUGAGAAGUCAGGCAGUAGUGGAACAAAUUGCUAGGCAUCACAGCCCGCCAGCAACGGAGGAAGGAGUGUCUGCUGAUCAGAACUGUGAAGCUAAACAAACUGUUGAGGACCAAAAUAGAGACUGUGGGACAACUGAACCCUUUCCUCAAGUUGCUAGUGAGCAUCAGAGCUGGAAUCCAAACCAAUACAACACCGAGAGCAUGAGUCUGUUUGAUGAAUAUUUUACUGAUGACAGUUCAAUUGAAACCCGGACUAUUGAUGAUAUUCCAGGGCAAGCUGCUACAGACCUUCUUGCUCACAACAGUAGUUUAGAGUUUUCUAAAAAGCUGUGUACAAAGACUAGCAAACCACCUAGUGAAUUUUGUAAAUUUAUGGACUCUGCUCAACAAGAGACCUACAAAAACUGCUUUAAUGAGCAGGACCAAAGAGACAAAAUCUCUAUUCGUGUCCCCCAUGGGGACAGGGAAAAUGUAGAGAAAAAAGUCGCCCCGGGAAUUGAUUGGGACAUUCCAAGAAAUGAGAGUUCAGAUAGUGCCCUGGGUGACAGCGAAAGUGAGGAUACAGGUCAUGAUCUAACUAGACCAAGCAGUAACUAUUACGGAGGAGAACAAGAAGAUUGGGCAGAAGAGUAUGAGAUUCCUUUCCCUGGGUCAAAAUUAGUUGAAGUGAACUCUGUCCAGCCCAGUAUUGCCAAUUUUGGAAGAUCCUUGCUAGGUGGCUACUGUUCAUCUUAUGUCCCUGACUUUGUUUUGCAAGGAAUAGGAAGCGAUGAAAAGCUGCGGCACUGUUUGGUGUCAGAUUUGUCUCAUGCUGUGCAGCAUCCUGUUCUGGAUGAACCGAUUGCAGAAGCCGUCUGCAUUAUUGCAGACAUGGACAAAUGGACGGUGCAAGUGGCCAGUAGCCAGAGACGAAUGAUUGAUAAUAAGCUGGGAAAAGAAGUGUUAGUCUCGAGUCUCGUGUCCAACCUGCUUCAUUCCACUCUUCAGCUUUACAAGCAUAAUUUAUCUCCAAACUUUUGUGUCAUGCACCUGGAGGAUCGGCUGCAGGAGCUCUAUUUCAAAAGCAAGAUGCUGUCCGAGUAUCUCAAGGGCCAGAUGAGAGUUCACGUCAAGGAGCUGGGCGUGGUGCUGGGGAUUGAAUCCAGCGACCUCCCUUUACUGGCAGCUGUAGCAAGCACUCACUCUCCGUAUGUUGCCCAGAUACUACUUUAAAAUGCCAGAGGCCAUAGACGUUGACUUUUUUCCCCUCUGGAAACAAAGUGGAAGACAACUUGUUCUGGCUCCUUUCUCUUUGAAGCAACAAAACCAGACUGCUCGUUGAGCUGCAGCACCUCCAUAUAUGACUGCCCGUUAUGCACACAGUUGGAGGCUUUUCCUCUCCCACUUGGUCAUUUAUAAAAAAGGAUAAAGAAAGGAAAAAAGAAAAAUGAGUAAGCCCGAGAUUUCAACCACAGAAAAGCAAAGAUUUUAGCAAAAGCUGAAGAUUGGCAUUUUUUAUUGGUUUCUGCCACAAUGGCUAACUGUAAUUUAUAUUGGAGAACGUGAGGAAGAACUGCUUUGAGAAAUAUAUGAUGCUAUUGCCAGUUAUAAACUUAACAGGAGAAUGCAGCAGCUGUCUUCAGACUGGCUUCUGCUGAUUAGGAUCUCGUUAAGAUCUGUAACUCUCAAGCUGCAAUGAUUUGUAAACAACUUCUACUUUUUCAUGUCAUAGUCAAAUUCUGGAUACUUCCCAGAGGAAGAACGGGGGGUGGGGGGUUUGUUUUGUUUUGUAAAAAGCUUAUUAAUGAUGCUCAGCUCCAAAAUUUAUUUAUGAUCUUUCUCCUGGGGAGAGGGAAUAGUGGGGGGGAUGGACAGGGAGGAGGGAGGAGGCGGCCAACAGACAAACUAGCGAGGGAGAUUGUCCUUUUCUUGGCCAGAUGUUGUAACCAGUAUUAAAUGUUUAUAAUGUUUAAAUGUUGCUUUAUACUAAGUGAUGCUUUUCUUCCACAAUGUAAUCAAAAUGUUAAAAAAACAAAAAAAACAAAUGUAAAGCAAAUGCUGGCUGAAAUUUCCCCAUGGGCUCCCCACAAUGACACGACUAUUACCUCUAACUUUUUUAUGGUCUAUAAUGUUCUUGCAACAUCCUAUUCUUUUUACAGCAGUCAGUCAGCUAUUGAAAUAAGGAACUAGAAAUAAUUGUACCAAAGCAUUGGGGAAAAACCGAAUACACUAUUACCCUUAAUUGCUCAGGUAACUAAUUGAUAUAUUUUUUAAAACCAUUCUACAAAAAAUGAACAUUGAUUACACCAUAGUGUAGUAAUAUCAAAAUUAUUUUUUGAGAAAUAUACCCUUGAUGCAGACGACUCUAAUCCCUUUUCUACUCACUUGUGUAAUUACCAGCAGGAAAUGUUGUUUAUUUUAUUCUCAGCAUUUCUCCUCUACUCAGCCAUCACUGUUUUGUCAUUGUAUAUACAAUAGUUGUACGAAUAGCUGAUGGACCCAAUCUGGUGUAAGUAGUGUAAAUAUACAGUGGUAGGUGGAUUGUGUUUUCAAAGGCUCUACUACCUCAGUUUAACUGGACACUUCAUUAUAGGCUUUUCUUUGCGUAUUUGUCCUGGCAGCCAAUUAAUGUUGCUGAUUUUUAGGUUCUGUUUUCAUCUGUUGCGUUCAGUAUAUUGAAAUUUGUGGAUUAUCCGCAGUAGGAGAUACGUGUUCACUUGGUCGCUAAACUCUAUAAACAGUUCUAUAAAUACAUCAUUGUGUAAUAAUCUUUUCAAUAGUAUAGCACGCCUGCUAUUGUUUUUUGCAGAGUUAUUUUAAAUACAAUUCUAUUUUAACCAUUUGAUAAACUUGAAAACAAUAGGAGAGAUCCCUGCCCCACAACUGUCGACAAAACUCUCCUCCCUUCCUUCGCUGGGGCCAGGUUUUCACCCAGAGUGGUUUUUCAGUAAUAUUUAAAAUCUGUAACUUUUAAGACUGUGUUCCAGGGAAGAGUGACAUGGCAAACCCACACCCCUUCCCGCGUGGGACUGAGUCUACGGUAGUAAGUAAACCAGCCGUGAAUAGAGGCAGUGUCAUUUGAAACUCUUCUGUAUAUAAAAUUGAAUGCUGACUGCUGCGAGGAAGAAACUUGUGUUUAAGCUCUGAUCUAAGGAUACGUUUCUCCCCUAUUCUUCAAAUGUCCUUUCUUCACUGCACAAUUAUAUUCAUCUGGCUUUCGGAAUGAGCACAAAACAUAGGGGCCCAGUUGCAUAAACACAUUUUUAAUGAAAUAUAGGAUUGAGCUCAGAAUAUGACUUUUUAACUCUUUGCUACGAUACGUUAUAUAGCCAAUAGUUACAAUUCUGAACAUUGUACAUAGAUUUGCAGUUGUAACUUGAGCAUGUUGGUGCCACCGGGUGCUGGCGUUGCAGUCCCGGCUGAGGAACGCCGAGGACGUAUCCUGCCCUUGCUUCCACGGAGGCUCUGUCCUGUCUGCGGAGCCGUCUGCGGCACCGUCACCUUGACACCUCCCAGGACUGCGCUCUUAACGCGUCAGUACAGGAAAAUACCAUCUUGUCCUACACUUACUCAUGAUUAGGGAAUUGUUGGUAUCAUUUUGAAGUGGAUUUGACUCUCAAGAAAGGCCCUUGCACAGCUUGAAAUUAGUAUUAACUUGAGAAGGUGAGAACAGCGGCGGUUCAGUGGCAUCCUUCUCUGCUGUCUUCUGCCCAACGCAACCCGCUCACGUCGUCGUAACGAUGUGUUUGGGCAGCCCCGGAUGAAGCAGCCACGGAUGCAGCUUCUUCCUCGUGUGCCCGCCGGUGCUGGUCCCUACAGAGCCCCCGGGUCUGAGCAGCGGCUCUCGGCGCGGCAGCACCCUCCCGAGCAGUAUUGUGGUUAAAACCCAACGAAAACCCUCAUGUGAUGGGAAGUUACUCUGUAAGUUAACUUUUAGGGUACGUGAACAAUGUGGUACGUAUGUCUGUUUGUUAAAUAAUACAAAAAGGGAUCUUUUACAGAACUAUAGCAUCGACUUUUAAAAAGUAUAUCGCGAUUGUUUUAUGUGAAUAGAAAACUAAUGUUUGAUUUCUUUUUUCCACUAUUACCAAUCUCCAUUAACAUGUCUUAAUUUUCUGGCUGAAAACUACGUGUACUAGGCACACAAAUUAGCAAAUUUGUCUUUGUUGCGAUUGGCGAACACUGGGCUGCUAAGAACAAAAAAUAUUUAAAAGAAAGGAUUUUACACCUUGCAUAUGUUUUCCCUAUUAGUUAUUAUAAACGUUUUAUGACAAUUUUUUGCUUUCUCUAAAUUAUUUAGAUGGUGGUACUUGUAAAAUGCUGGGUAAAAUGUACAUACUUGUUAUCUCUUCUGUUUUUGUAUAUAUUUCCCAAGAUGUGCACUUGUAUUAUAAUAACCAUUCCCAAUUUUAGGGGAAAUUUGUGCAAUAAAUACAGUAUGUCAAUUUA
Grus americana (Whooping crane) is the source of this 8824-nucleotide messenger RNA. It is a transcript of the gene FNIP1, whose product is annotated as folliculin interacting protein 1. The transcript is spliced from 18 exons. Bases 2174 to 5608 code for a protein of 1144 amino acids. The record is from RefSeq and is a predicted model, not a curated record. Gene Ontology annotation, molecular function: ATPase inhibitor activity; protein-folding chaperone binding. NCBI's taxonomy places the organism in Eukaryota, Metazoa, Chordata, Aves, Gruiformes, Gruidae. Gene Ontology annotation, cellular component: cytoplasm.